This is a messenger RNA of Carassius gibelio (silver crucian carp), 1772 nucleotides long. Its product is annotated as bridging integrator 2. Gene Ontology annotation, cellular component: podosome; plasma membrane; cytoplasm. Lineage: Eukaryota; Metazoa; Chordata; Actinopteri; Cypriniformes; Cyprinidae. The coding region runs from base 231 to 1595 and encodes 454 amino acids. Gene Ontology annotation, molecular function: protein binding; phospholipid binding. The record is from RefSeq and is a predicted model, not a curated record. Gene Ontology annotation, biological process: phagocytosis, engulfment; plasma membrane tubulation; podosome assembly. The transcript has 14 exons.
CAAUGAAUCUAGAGACAAUUGGUAGCAAAGUUCAAGGAUCCUCAAGAGCACACUUCUCUUGAAGAGAAAGAGAGGGAAUAGCGUACAGUGACCUGGGUUUGAAAAGACUAAAAUGAUUGGAUAAUAUCUGAACUACAUUGGAAAGAAAUGCAAAUUGAAUGCUGAAAGGGUUAGCCAGGUAGUUUAAGGGUCUAACAAAACAUUAUUCAAGAAGAAAACAAGUGGAGAACAUGGCAGAGAGCAAGGCCAGCAUCAACUCAAAAGGAGGACCCAAUGUUCUUGCUAAACGGGUGCAAAAACAGUUCAACAGAGCACAGGAGAAGGUGUUGCAGAGGCUUGGCAAAUCUGAGGAGACCAAAGAUGAGCACUUUGACCUUUGUCUCAUGGACCUCCAAUACCAACAGGGCGAUGGAUACAAAAUAUACAAGGACCUUAAAGCGUACCUCAAUGCUGUCACAGUAAUGAAGGAUGCUUCUAAUCGACUGUUUCAGUCCUUGUAUGAUGUCUACGAUGAUAAGUGGGAUGGUGCAGAGGAUCUUGGGGCGGUUGUGGAGGGAGAAGAGCUUCUGUGGAAAGAUUAUGAGGACAAGCUGCGUGAUCAGGCAUUAAUCACGAUGGAGUCUUACAUGAGCCAGUUUCCAGAUGUCAGGGAAAAGGUGGCUAAGCGAAACAGGAAACUCGUAGACUAUGAUUCUACUCGCCAUCACCUUACAGGGCUGCAGAAUGCUAAAAAGAAGGAUGAUAUUAAAAUUGGAAAGGCAGAGGAUGAGAUGAAUGCAGCAAAGGUGAUAUUCGAGGACAUGAACAGGGAGCUGAAGAUAGAACUUCCUAUUCUAUAUGACAGUCGCAUUGGAUGCUAUGUCACAGUCUUCCAAUCCAUCUGCAACCUCAGAGACAUCUUCUACAGGGAACUUACCAAGAACAAUGAGGUUCUGCAGACUGUGAUGAAAGAGCUGAGCACCCAGCAUCCAGACAAGAGCUUUGUUGUGAAGAACUUCAACCGCUCUGGUUCCUUGAAGAGAAGGUCUUUUAGAGACACGUUGUCCCCUAGAUCACUUAAAAGCAUCAGUUACAACCCCAGGGGCUCUCUAAGGAGAGACAACUCAUCCAGUUUUAGGUCUGACAGACCAACAUAUGGGUCAUACAGCCCGAAGCCGACCAGCCCUCAACCCCUUUGUGAGAACGUCUCUGGUGCAAGAGAUGCAAAAGGCAGCCCUACAAGAUUAGAUCAUCAUACAGAGGAAGGCACCUCGCCCCAUGAGCCACAGGUGAACACCAGCACCUCUGCAGAUAAACCGGUGGAAGAAGACAGGAAAGCCGAAAAGAAGGAGUCCUCACAAGCCUCAGAUCAAGAUCCACCAAAUGAGGAGGAGUCUUCUGAGGAGGACUGUGAUGAGAGUGAACUGAAACCAAAAGAUAUCGUUGAAUCCACCAGGAUCAAAGAUCAAAAAUCACCAGAGAAGGUGGGAGACGAUGGGCCUUCUGGUGUGGAGAAUGGAAUAGCUUGUGACAUUAAGCCAGAUGUGGGACAAGCUGAGGCUUCAAACAAUGCUCUUACCAAGGGUGACCAUCGGUCAGGAGAAGUGAACGAGUGAGUGACAACAGAAGCCCCUGAAUAGCAAUCAAAAGAAAAGACGACUGCAACUGCACAACAUACAGUAAAAGAGGACAUAAAACACUGUACUCGAAUGUAUUCGUUUUUUUCCAUCCUUGAUUUUAUGAAAUAUGAGUUUUCAGAUAAAUAUUUAAAUUCUGGGUUAUAAUCUAAGUUU